Messenger RNA from Hyla sarda, 1726 nucleotides. RefSeq names its product SH3 binding domain protein 5 like (gene SH3BP5L). The record is from RefSeq and is a predicted model, not a curated record. The transcript has 8 exons. The coding region runs from base 508 to 1686 and encodes 392 amino acids. Gene Ontology annotation, cellular component: cytoplasm. Gene Ontology annotation, molecular function: protein kinase inhibitor activity. Gene Ontology annotation, biological process: negative regulation of protein tyrosine kinase activity; intracellular signal transduction. NCBI's taxonomy places the organism in Eukaryota, Metazoa, Chordata, Amphibia, Anura, Hylidae.
AUUAUUCCAUAAGCAUGCUGGGCUCUGUAGUUCCAUUGCAGACGAGAUCAGAUCUCGCGUAUAAUCCGUUGGGGGGGGGGAGACAUGGCGGCUGGUUUCCAUGGUGACAGAACCGGCGUUGUCUCCAUAGCAGCAGCGGGCUCUACGUUUUGCUCCUGUCCCGGUCUCCGCUGCCCCCCCCCCCGGGGAUAAUCACGUGUGACCCCCGCACAUCCGCCGCCCCCAGCUGUGUCCUCCUCUCCCGUACAGCUCUACAACCGUACAGCCCGUGCAGGCCGCCAUCUUGGUGUACGGAGCGACCGUUCCUGCAGUUUCCGCUUCCGGGUCGCUGGGCGCCGCCUAAACAAAAUCCCAGGCAACUGGAUUGACAAGCGCAACAGGGCAGCGCUGGGGGUCUUUGUGACGUCAUUGGCAGCCCCGUGACGUCACAGCGGGUGCCCUGACCCGGCAUGGCGUAAGAAGAAGGCUCAGUUGUCUCGGUACGAUGCGCGGCUGAGCUGUCCCGCCAUGGAGGUGACAGAAGGACCCCCUUGUGAGGAGAGGCUUCCAACACCUGGCGCUGAGGGGGGCAUCAUCCAUGAGGAGCUGGGAGGACACGGAGAGAACGACAGUGUCAUCAAGAAACCAACUGAGACCCCCGGCGAGGCCAAGAAGGAUGAGGGGGAGGCGGAAGAGGAGCUGGACCCCAGAAUACAGGAAGAAUUAGAGCGUCUGAACCAGGCGAGCGAGGAGAUUAACCAGCUGGAGCUGCAGUUGGAUGAUGCCCGCACUGCCUACCGCCGGAUACUGACAGAGUCCGCCAGACGCCUAAACUCUUUGGCCACUCAACUCGGAGCCUGUAUCGAAAAAGCCAGGCCGUACUAUGAAGCGCGGAGACUGGCCAAGGAGGCUCAGCAGGACACACACAGCGCAGCUCUGCGGUACGAGCGGGCGGUCAGCAUGCAUGCUGCAGCCCGGGAGAUGGUGUUUGUUGCAGAACAAGGAGUCACCGCUGACAAAAACAGGCUAGACCCGACGUGGCAAGAAAUGCUGAACCACGCAACCUGCAAAGUGAACGAAGCCGAGGAGGAGCGGCUGCGCAGUGAAUUCGAGCACCAGAGAGUCACCCGUCAGUGCCACCAAGCUGAAGCCAAAGUUCAGACCUUGCAGAAGAGCUUGAAGCGCGUCAUCAUCAAGAGUCGGCCAUACUUUGAACUGAAGUCGCAAUUCAACACGGUAUUAGAGGAACACAAGGCUCGGGUCACCUCCUUGGAAGUCAAGGUGUCGCAGGCAAAGCUGAAAUAUUCCGGUACGCUACGUAACCUGGAGCUGAUAAGCGAGGAGAUCCAUGCCCGACGCACGCACGGGCCGCUUUUAACACUUAGGGCCCCUCCUCUGGGAGCCGAAGCCCCCACCUCUAUGGUAGAUGGUGAAAUGGGCCCACCGUCAGACACUGUCUCCCUCCUCAGCCUGCAGACCAUUGCGUCCGACCUGCAGAAAAGCGACUCUGUGGAGCAUUUGAGGGGUCUGAGCGACGUGACCAGCUUGGAUGGCAGGGACUCGGACGCGGAGAACGCUUCUAGGUCUAGUGAAGUAUUUGUAGCAGGAACAGGAGGACGUUUCUUCAGUAUUGAGGACAUAGGCGAUAAAGGACCGUGCCAGCGCAGGAGGACGCGUCUCGCUGCUAUGAGAACUGUCUCUGUUUGAUGCAGCACUAUGUCACUCUCAAUAAACAUGUUGUGUGGUG